AUGCCGAACGAUCAAACUAAAAUAAUUAUGGCAUAUAUGCCAAAAGAUAUGGAGACUAAUGCUAUUAAUUGGUUUAAUGAAGCAUAUUCAACUUAUACAACAUUUAAAGAUAUGGCUGAUUAUUUAAAACAAAAAUUUGAUCAUAUUUAUGGACGUAAUUGGCAAUGUGUUAUUGGACGGGAUUUUGAAAGCUCAAUUACUCACUUGGAUAAUAAUCUUAUUUAUUUUUAUUCAAAAAGCUUAGAGAUUCUAUUAUUUAAAACAGCUUAUUAA
Schistosoma guineensis is the source of this 273-nucleotide messenger RNA. The record is from the annotation of a GenBank genome assembly. Lineage: Eukaryota; Metazoa; Platyhelminthes; Trematoda; Strigeidida; Schistosomatidae.